Molecule: messenger RNA, 1451 nt
Organism: Anopheles merus
Lineage: Eukaryota; Metazoa; Arthropoda; Insecta; Diptera; Culicidae
Gene: Phb1
Product: protein l(2)37Cc
Exons: 3
Coding region: 129-947 (272 amino acids)
Biological process (GO): mitochondrion organization
Cellular component (GO): membrane; mitochondrion
Source: RefSeq, a predicted model, not a curated record
UGGCAGCACGGUCGCGAUUGACAGAUUGAUUACCAUUCUAGAACUGCAACACAGUGUUUCACGUUGUGCAUUACGCAAAGUUUAUCUACCGGUAAAGUGUGUAAAAUAUCGUCAAAACCAAUCCAGCAAUGGCAACGCAGUUCCUGAAUCGUAUCGGUCAGCUCGGUCUAGGAGUGGCCGUCAUCGGCGGUGUUGUAAACUCGGCGUUAUAUAACGUUGACGGUGGCCAUCGGGCGGUCAUUUUCGAUCGAUUCAGCGGCGUCAAGCAGCAGGUGACCGGCGAGGGCACACACUUCUUCGUGCCGUGGGUGCAGCGGCCGAUCAUUUUCGACAUUCGGUCGCAGCCGCGCAACGUACCGGUCAUCACCGGUAGUAAGGAUCUGCAGAACGUCAACAUCACGCUCCGUAUUCUGUUCCGCCCGGUGCCGGACCAGCUGCCAAAGAUCUACACCAUCCUCGGGCAGGAUUACGACGAGCGGGUGCUGCCCUCCAUCACGACGGAAGUGCUGAAGGCGGUCGUGGCCCAGUUCGAUGCGGGCGAGCUGAUCACGCAGCGUGAGAUGGUGUCGCAGAAGGUGUCGGACGAUCUGACCGAGCGUGCCGCCCAGUUCGGCGUGAUACUGGACGACAUCUCCAUUACGCAUCUCACGUUCGGCAAGGAGUUUACGCAGGCCGUCGAAAUGAAGCAGGUCGCACAGCAGGAGGCCGAGAAGGCCCGCUUCAUGGUGGAGAAGGCGGAGCAGAUGAAGCAGGCGGCCAUCAUUACGGCGGAGGGUGACGCACAGGCCGCCCAGAUGUUGGCCCGUUCGCUCAAAGAGUCCGGCGAUGGUUUGAUCGAGCUGCGACGUAUUGAGGCGGCUGAGGAUAUCGCUUACCAGAUGAGCCGGUCGCGUGGCGUCAACUAUUUGCCGGCCGGGCAACAGACGCUGCUCAGUCUCCCACAGUAAGGGGGGUGGGGUAGAAGAGGGCAGAGGAGGUUGACCCCAGCUCGAAAGCUUACAACUUUAAAAUAACGACGUUGUGUGUCGGGAGAGAAUUUGGUUUAAGUCGAAAUGCUGUUUUACUGUCCACCACCAGAUUACGUUGAGCUACGCAAAUGCCAAAUAGCGGGGCGGACUAAUACUAGUUACGAGAGGAUCGAGUUGUUUUAUUGAAGGUACCUCUCCUUCGCUACCGCGACAAAGCGGUCAACAACCCCUUCUUAAAUGCAUUAGGAUCGUUCAUCGGAAAUGCAUUUUGGUGGACGUUGGAAGCAUUUGCGCACGUGCGGUUCUUCAGCCCGGUGGUGUUUAUAAUAGAAAUAGCGUUAGAAAGGUAAUUUCGGGGGAAGAGGAUACCGUCUCACCAGGGUGGAUAUGAAUCCUUAGCACCGCAUGAAAGCAUUGGUGUAAACAGUGCAUUUAAGAAAAAGAAAUGGCGAGGAAGAUUAAAUCAUUAUUGAAUACCUCAAA